CCUCAGGAAGAGAAGCCUUCUCCUCUGCACUCGACGAAAGCUUUGUUAUUCAGAUCUUAAUGAAUUCAAGAAGCACUGUAGCAUCCAUAGUUUCCUGCAAAUCGGGAAACAAGAACGACUUUCUCUUCUGGAUUUUGGCUUGCUUGCUUCCAAGUUUCCUGGGUACCCCUGCUGCAUACGUUAACUUUCAGCUCUUUAAGGCCAUUGUACGCAGUCCCUCUUCAUCUAUUCGCGUCUUGGAAUCUUGUCAACUAUAGCCUCAAAACCUAUUUAAAGUAAUUUGCCCCAUUUCUUUAAAAGCAGCAUGGUUUCCUCUCGCUUACCUAGUUUUAAUGGGUCCUGCAUGCACAAAGGCUUCCAGAAUCAGUUCCUUUUUCCCAAGGGACAACCUGAUACCCCAACCUCUGAUCCUCUUGAGUUUGAUUUCUCUGAUGUGUUUGGACCUGCUCCAGUUCAGGGACCAAUGGAAACAAGCACAGAGAAUCCUAAAAAUCUGAUUGUUGUGACUGAAUCAAAUGAACUGCUUUAUGAUGAUCCAGCUGUCAUCUGUAGCCGCUCCCACUCCUUGGUUGGCCCUUCAUCUUAUGUUAGCCAGUCAUUGAAACUUAGCAAGCUUACAUUACGUGAAAUUGGGGAUUCCUUGGAACUUGUAGAAGGAGUUAGGGAUGAGGCUCAAAAUGAGCUCGGGAAACCGUUGAUCGAUGAUGUUAUUCCGGAGAAUUCUCAUGGUCACGUAGACAGUCAUCCCUUGGAACAGCAGCUUGUCGGGCUAAAAGAUUUCGAAGUUUUAAAGGUUGUUGGCCAAGGUGCAUUUGGAAAAGUUUAUCAAGUAAGGAGGAGUGAUACGUCAGACAUAUAUGCAAUGAAGGUAAUGCGCAAGGAUAAGAUUAUGGAGAGAAAUCAUGCUGAAUACAUGAAAUCCGAGAGGGAUAUAUUAACCAAAGUGGAUCACCCCUUCGUUGUGCAGCUCAGAUACUCAUUCCAAACCAAAUAUAGGCUGUACCUUGUGCUUGACUUUGUUAAUGGGGGGCAUCUUUUCUUCCAGCUUUAUCGCCAGGGAUUGUUCAGGGAAGAUUUGGCUCGCAUAUAUACGGCAGAGAUUGUAUCGGCUGUUUCUCAUCUCCAUGCAAAUGGCAUAAUGCACAGGGAUCUCAAACCUGAAAAUAUUCUUCUAGAUGCAGAUGGACAUGUUAUGCUGACUGAUUUUGGCCUAGCAAAGGAAUUUGACGAAAAUACAAGAUCCAAUUCCAUGUGUGGAACUUUAGAAUAUAUGUCACCUGAAAUUGUUCUUGGCAGAGGCCACAACAAGGCUGCUGAUUGGUGGAGUGUGGGAAUUCUACUGUACGAAAUGCUUACGGGGAAGCCACCCUUUUGUGGUGGAAACAGACAGAAGAUCCAGGAUAAAAUCAUAAAGGAAAAGAUGAAGCUGCCGGCAUUUUUGUCGAGUGAAGCACACUCGAUCCUCAAGGGGUUGCUGCAGAAAGAAGCAAGCAAGCGGCUUGGCAGUGGACAAGGUGGUAGCGAUGAGAUCAAACGGCACAAGUGGUUCAAGCCCAUCAACUGGAAGAAAUUAGAAGCUAGAGAGAUAAGGCCAAGUUUUCUCCCUGAAGUUGCAGGGAACCAAUGUGUUGCAAAUUUCGAGGAGUGCUGGACUAACAUGCCGGUUCAUGACUCUCCUGUUGCUAGCCCAACUUUUGGGGAGAAUCCGUUUAAGGGGUUCACAUAUGUGAGGCCUGCAGCUUCAUUUCUUAAUAGAAAUGCUUGAGAUCGACUCGGGGUAUUCCCGCUCGUCUGUUACACCAGCAGCGGGCUUCUUGUUCCAUCGUUAAGUUUGAUAUUUGUCGAAAUUGUCAAUAAUGAACUUGUAUGUUUCUAUCUGUUGUUUCUCUGAUUAAGACACUGCCAUCUGCUCUUUCAAACAUGUUUGUUGAGAAGACACUUCGGGGGUGUAAAUGAACCGAUCUUGGUUGAACAAAGUUGUGUUUAUUUAAAUUUUUAAUAUCGUGUUUGUUUAUUUA
Messenger RNA from Hibiscus syriacus, 2018 nucleotides. RefSeq names its product serine/threonine-protein kinase AtPK2/AtPK19-like. The record is from RefSeq and is a predicted model, not a curated record. The transcript is spliced from 7 exons. Gene Ontology annotation, biological process: protein phosphorylation. NCBI's taxonomy places the organism in Eukaryota, Viridiplantae, Streptophyta, Magnoliopsida, Malvales, Malvaceae. Gene Ontology annotation, molecular function: protein serine/threonine kinase activity; ATP binding. The coding region runs from base 305 to 1765 and encodes 486 amino acids.